AUCGCCUUCCUCCCAGUAAUACACGAUUACAAAUGAAGACAAGUUUCAUUGAUCGACAUUGCGUGUGCUCGUUACAGAGUCAGCCAGUGGCCCGGGGGAGGUCUUACUUAGCUCACCGACCAGCAAAUAGAUCUGGUGACAUGUUGUACCAGUUUUCAUUGAACUUCGGAUCGGUUUCUGCGCCUGAAGUACUUCUGUUUUGCUCGACCCGCUCCAAUUUCAGGAGCGCGGCUUCACCAAGUGUUAAACGCCACAAUGAGGAGGAUGGUGCUGGCGGUGACGGCUGCUGGGGUCGGGACAGUAGCUCGCCAGUGAGGUCUGGGACAGCACUGCUUGGGUUCGGGGAUCCAACAACACUCCAGAGCACCGAGACGGCCAAAGCAUUCACAGCCACGGUCAGCGUCACAAGAAUCAGCCCAGAGUUGACUCAGCUUUCUCCAUAUGGAAAAGGAAGGGAAUAGUGGAAUUUAACACCGGACCCCAGGAGGAUAUGUCUGCAAGUCAUUGGAUAUCCAUGCUGUGAUCACUAUUUAAGCUGGGUAAAGAACGGCUGCAAACCAUGUUGAAGCAAGUGAAGCCAUGGAAGUCGAUGUGCAAGGGGCUCGUACUGGGGACGCUGCUCACUACCUGCAUGAUCCUACUGUAUUCUUUUGCGGCGCCGCCUCACCAAUUCAGCCUCCAGGAAGCUCCUGUUCCUUAUUCUUGCUCUUAUAAACCUACGCAUGCCAGGAACGUACCCCAGAUAAAUAACUCCCAUUCCAACCCAGAACUGAGCAAAACCUGUAUUCCCAAGGAAGAUAUCAUGUUCAUGAAGACACAUAAAACCGCCAGUAGCACUAUCCUCAAUAUCCUCUUCCGUUUUGGUCAGAAGCACCGGCUGAAAUUUGCCUUUCCCAAUGGCAGGAAUGAUUUCUACUACCCAUCCUACUUUGACAGGAGCCAGGUGAAGGAUUACAGGCCGGGCAUUUGCUUCAAUAUCAUCUGUAAUCACAUGAGGUUUAACAGUGAAGAAAUCCACAAGCUGCUCGCCGAAGACACUGUUUAUUUCACCAUCCUCAGGAACCCUGCUUUUUUAUUUGAAUCAUCAUUUCAUUAUUUUGGUCGUGUGAUCCCUUUCACCUGGAAAAUAAGUGGGGAGGACAAACUGGCCGAAUUCCUCAGGGAACCCAACCGAUACUAUGAUCCAAAUGGCUUUAACUCCCAUUACUUGAAGAAUUUGUUAUUUUUUGACUUUGGUUAUGACAAUAACUUGGAUUUUGAUGACCCCAGAGUAGAAAAGCAUAUUAAAGCUAUUGAUGAAAGAUUCGAGCUGGUAAUGCUUCUUGAAUACUUUGAUGAAUCCCUCAUUCUUCUGAAGGAUGUAAUGUGUUGGGAUAUGGAUGAUAUUCUGUAUUUUAAGUUAAACGUAAGGAAAGAUUCCACUGUAUCAAGAAUGAGCGGAGAAUUAUAUGAAAAGGCAACAAGGUGGAACCAAAUUGACUCCAUGUUAUACAGAUACUUCAAUGCUACGUUCUGGAGAAAGGUCAGACAGUAUGGCUUUGAACGCAUGGAGCGUGAUGUGGAAGAACUGCGCAAGCGCAAUGACCACAUGCAAUCCAUUUGCAUCGAUGGUGGCCGGCCAGUGGAUGCAAAUGCCAUUCAGGAGGCAUCCUUGCAGCCAUGGCAACCUCUAGGGGAGCGCUCCAUCAUGGGCUACAACCUCAAAAAGAACAUUAGCAGAAAACACAGAAAACUUUGCAGGAAAAUGCUCACCCCUGAGCUGCAAUAUUUGACUGAAUUAGGAGUUAAUCUGUGGAUAACAAAGUUAUGGUCCUACAUAAGGGAUCUGUUAAAAUGGUAGCUGGUCAGCUUUAAAACUGGGCUUCCUAUUCACGUGCUCUCGGUAUGACAGCCACAAGGAAUAGCAGAAGUUGAUUAUUGCCACAGACCAGGAGGAAAUCCAUGGGCAUUACAUUGAUGCCAUUGCAGAUUGCCUGCGAUUGAAAGGCAAUCAUUAAAAAUGUAAUAUAUCAAACACAACUGGAUUACAGUCAGUGUUUUGCUUUAUUUUCCCUUAAUUUCUAUUAGUAAAAUAGUCAUUAAUUUGGAAUCAAAGGUUCCACCAUACUAUGCUCUGUAAAAUAUCUGCCUCUAUUUACAGCCCCAACUCUACUUUGUGAAUGAUCACAAAUUAAAUAACUGUGAAUUAAUAAUAUAAUCAGAAAAAUCAGAACUUCAAACUAUAAGAUAAGAGUGCUUAAAGAUCUAUGGCUGAUGCCUCCAUGUAGACUCAUGAAAGGCAGCAAUAAGCCUUCAGAUUGAUGCUUAUCAAAUAACAUAAGACUUAUAUAAUGAUUAAGUACACAUUUGUAAGGAAUUUUAUACUGGCCCUUGAAAUCCAGAUUGCAUAUGUAAUCCCAAAUAAGGCAGACAUGGUUCGAAAAGACUGAAUUCAAAACUGCUUUUUCACAUCUUAUUAACAGAACCACCCAAUUUUGAAGGCUUUAUGUUGUCUCUAUGCAUGAUCAUAUCAAAGGUAAUUCUAUGUCACAUGAUCACAUCAAUGGCAAGGCAUUACAGGCUAACAACUCAGUGCAUUCUUACAGUAAUAUAACUUUCAGUUGGUAUGAAGUUAUCAUAAAUUAGCUGAACAGAUCAACCUGAUCUCUUUGUAAGAGGUCUCUUUUUAAAAUUUAUAUAUAUAUCCCAGACAAAUGUACAACUCUUAGUUACAACAUUAUCUGCAAAUUAAUUUUACAGGUUCAGUUUGGCUCAGUGGAAACAUUUGGGAUAAAAUGCAACUCAUCAUAAUAUGAAAUGUAUAUUUCUCAUUUUUCAAAGCUUUGGAUUAUCUGAGUGGCUGGUGACUGAAUUGGCUUAAUACCCAAGAUAAAUCGUUCAUUUGAUCCUGUAGACAGUGAUUCUUAUUAACAUAAUGCAGAUACAAAUAUUACUUGCAGCCUGAUUACAUACAAAUAGUUAGCAACAAGACAGGAUUUAUUUUCAUUCAUUCUUUCUCCUUUAUGACAUCAAUCAACAAAAACAACUUGCAUUUAUGUAGUGCAUUUGACGCAGCAAGCUCUUAACAGGAACAUAAUCAAAAUUAAGACAUUAUUAUCUGAAGUUAGCACUAAAGUGAACUUUCCAGUCAGCAGAAAAGAAAUCAGCAGGGCAUUCACCAUAAAACCAAUUAAACAAUCCCCUUACAGCAGCAAUGGUGCGAGACAUAGGAUCAUCUAUGCUCACGGUCAUCUAUGUGACCUUUCGGGUGGAGACCAAGAUGUAUAACCCAAAAGAGGAAAGUUGACUUUAAAGCAUUAAUUUGCCUGUAUACUUGGAAUGUGUUUGUAUUUCAAAUCAAGUAGCUUACAACAGUGUUAUUUUUUUUGUAUCAAGCACUCAGUAUUUUGUGUUUCUUUCAAAGAUCCAGGCAUUGACUAUUUGUAUAAAAUAAUUUUGGUGGAAAAGAGAACAGAAUUUUUAAAUCAAUAUCAUUAGAUUUGAAGGUAGUAUAGAUCAAUCAGUAGCACUCCUGCCUCUGAAUCAGGUGGCUGUAGGUUCAAGAACUACUCCAGAUACUUGAGUAUGAAAAUCUAGUCUGAUCCUCCAAUGCUUUACUAAAGAAAUGCUGCUCUUUUGGAUGAAUCAUUAAACCAAAUCCCUGUGUGCUCCCACUGGUGGGCAUAAAAGACCCAAUGGGACAGAAUUGAAAGAGCAGUGGAACUAUCCCUGGGUCUAGGCAAGAUUUAUUUAUCAAUCAACACCCAAAAAAAAAAGAUGGUCAGGUCACUGCUGUUUGUGGAACCUUGCUGGGUGCAAAAAAAGCUGCCACAUUUCCUAAAGCACAACAGAGGCUAUACUUUGAAUGUACUUCAGUAGAGGUAAAACACUUUGGGAUGUAAGAGAUGGAAGUUUAACAGAAAUGCAAGUUCUUUCUUUGCUUCUUGUAUUUUAAAAGGCUCACAAACAAUCAGUGGACCAGAUAUACGCUUGAACCUCACCCAAAUCUUACAAUUUUACUUUCUAUAUGUAGAAAACAUAUAAAAGUCUCAGGUUCAGUUGUGGUUUCUGGGCUGUGGAGUUUGUUAUUGUCUGGAAGAAGUGGAUGGUGGAUAGAGAACACAUUUAUCUUGUGUUCUGUGUUGCCAGUUCUGGGUUUCUGGUUAGAAUUUGUUAGUGCUUUUACAAAAGAGAUGUUCCUUAUUUGAUUUGAAUGGGUACCAUUGAAAUACAAUGGAUUUGAAAUGUUAAAGCAGUUGAAACUUGGCAGGAUGAGGUCAAGAUCAUUUAUAAUGCAAAUCUUAAACAUUUCACAGUAAGAAAGUCAGCCAUAUGGACUUUUUUAAAUGGUUUUAUACUGCAAAGUUACAGAAGCCAUAUAUCUGCAAUACACUUAAAUAAUCUUAUUGUUCAUCAAAAUAGUACAAUUUCUUUGAAAUAGUAUAAACAAAUGGUGCUAAUCUAUCUCAAAUUACAAACUUCAGAAUUUAGAUUAUGUAUAGAG
Molecule: messenger RNA, 4483 nt
Organism: Pristis pectinata (smalltooth sawfish)
Lineage: Eukaryota; Metazoa; Chordata; Chondrichthyes; Rhinopristiformes; Pristidae
Gene: gal3st1a
Product: galactose-3-O-sulfotransferase 1a
Exons: 5
Coding region: 560-1840 (426 amino acids)
Biological process (GO): myelination; galactosylceramide biosynthetic process
Cellular component (GO): membrane
Molecular function (GO): galactosylceramide sulfotransferase activity
Source: RefSeq, a predicted model, not a curated record